Molecule: messenger RNA, 1158 nt
Organism: Anoplophora glabripennis (Asian longhorned beetle)
Lineage: Eukaryota; Metazoa; Arthropoda; Insecta; Coleoptera; Cerambycidae
Exons: 3
Coding region: 43-453 (136 amino acids)
Molecular function (GO): zinc ion binding
Source: RefSeq, a predicted model, not a curated record
CUGUGACCUGGUUUAUUUUUGUUGUAAAUUAUUUUUUUUAAUAUGGAACCUAAUUUCGCCCAAGCUAAUAGUGAAAAUUUGCCUGAAGUAAAUUAUAUUAUGAUUCAGGAGUUUUUUGCGAAGAAUAUGGACUAUUUCAGUGUUGAAUUUAGAAGUGCAAAGAAUAUUAGGGCAUCCAGAGCUUGUUAUGGAGAUGAAGCAAUAGGAUACGUACAAGUCAAACAUGAUACAAAUAUUUGUACUGUUAAAGGCAGAGUUGUUCCUGAACAUCGAGUUCACCAACAGGCAUAUAGUGUUACAGCACGAUUUGACGAAGAGAAUGAUGUUAUAAUAAGUUGUCAAUGUGAAAAUUGUGCUGCAUCUCAAGGUGGGUGUAAACAUGCUAUUGCGUUCUUAUAUUGGAUUUUCCGGAGAAACAAUGAGAAAAGUCCUACUUCUGUGGAAAUUUUCUAGAGAAAGUGGUACAAGCUGCUAAAGAUGUUGACAGUUCAGCGCAACUCCUUCAUUAUUUUAAGGAACCUUCGGACAUAAAACAAUUGUCUAUGCACAUUUUAGUAAAUUAUUAUUUAAAACAAAAGGAUAAUAUCAAUGCAGACAAAUUUUUGGAAUAUUGCGAGUCACGAAUGACUAAAGAACUUUGUGCCUUAGCUGCAAGAGACAUCUUUUCAGUCUAAGUCUCCUGUGUGGUAUGAGCUUAGAUAUGGAAGAAUCACCGCUUCUAAAAUUUUUGAAGCUGUAGCAAAACAAAGGACGGUGCAUUUGUGGAAUCUAUUUUUGGUACUUCCAAUAUGACACAAACUAGUGCCAUGAAGAGAGGUUUAGAGUUAGAGGAAAAAGUUUUAAAAGUUGUAGCAAAAAAAAUAGGAAUAAACUAAGUCUGGACUAAUUUUAAAUAAAAAAUAUCCAGCAUUGGGGGCGUCACCUGAUGGAGUCAGUGAUAAAUAUAUUUUGGAAAUUAAAUGUCCAACAAAAAAAGAAACACUUAAGAACUACAUCAAGCCUAAUGGAAAAUUAAGAGCAAAAUUUCAGGCUCAAAUACAUUUACAGAUAUUAUUUUGCGAAAAAGAAAAAGGACUCUUCUGCAUCGCUGACCCAAAUUUUGAAAUAAUAAAAAAUGCUAUGGAAUUUUGGAAAGAAGUAAUAUUUCCUAUUUUAAUA